This is a messenger RNA of Durio zibethinus, 1230 nucleotides long. RefSeq lists its product as uncharacterized. The record is from RefSeq and is a predicted model, not a curated record. Lineage: Eukaryota; Viridiplantae; Streptophyta; Magnoliopsida; Malvales; Malvaceae. Gene Ontology annotation, biological process: blue light signaling pathway.
GUAAAUUUAUUUAUAGAAUUUAUUUCUCAAAUCCAGAACCAGCAAUGUAAUUGGUUAAUACUAUAUUCCAAGAAUCAUAAAGGGUUUCUAUUUGUACACCAAAAUCAAGAUCAACCUCACAAUCCUUCCAAAAAUCCAUCCAAGGAAUCUAGUACAAAUUUUCUUGAAGCCUCUCUUUUUCCAUUGCUUUUUGGUGUUAUCAAACUUGGAACUAAACCACACAAAAUGGAAUUCUAGCCAUCUUGAAACAAGACACGUACGUUUCUCACUUACCAUACAAAACAAAACAAACUUGGAAAGUUUUGAAAGAAUGACGUGUAAACGAACUCCCCAUCCAUUCUCUCUUAGCUUUUAUUCCCACACAUAAACCCUUUUAUCCAUGUAAGUGUAAUCUUCAAGCUUCAUUCUUCUCUUCUCUUUCAACCAGAAGGGAUCUGCCAAGGAAGAAGAACAAGAACAAGAAAGAAGAGGGCUUUCGUUUCAACUUCAUGAACGUAGAACCUACAAAAAUGACCCUCCAGAGUCCUGUCCAGCAUAGUGAUGAACGAGCUCCCCAGGUUCCGGAAGAACCCGACAAAAGUCAGGAGCCUGAGGAUGUUUUUCAUGUUGAGACAGGAAGUUCAGGGUUGGAAACCUGUCCAUACAGUAGUGAUGGAAAUGAUAGAGCUAUUAAUAACGAGGGAGACUCGUUAUGUAACAAGUCUUCCUCAGCUCCAGCAGCAGUUGAUGAAGUUUCAAAAGAAGAAAUGAGGGCUGAAGAGUUAUUGGAAGAAGAUAGUGAACGAGAGAGACUGAAGAGGCAUAGGAUUGAAGUGGCAGGCAGGGUUUGGAUUCCUGAUAUAUGGGGUCAGGAAGAGCUUUUGAAGGAUUGGAUCGAUUGUUCUUCAUUUGAUGCUUCUUUGAUUCCUACCGCGAUUAUGUCGGCUCGUGCAGCUCUGGUUGAAGAAGGAAGAAGAACAAAUUCUGGCGGAUUUAGAAUAGAAAACAGGCUAGAAAAUGCAACAUGUGAGGUAAGUCAAUGUCAUGAUUAUCAUCGAGGGGAUGGAGCACCCACGUUGGGGAAAAAGUAAAACUGAGCCCACCUUUCCAACAAGGCUGACCCGGUUGAAUGGUGCAAGCCAUUUGGGGCCAUUUCUGAAGAUCGGAAAACAUAGCCGGUGUCUACAAUGAAUCAGCUGGCUGCCUGAGCUUUCUCACCAUCGGGACCAGAGACAAUCCUUCAAGUUAAAC